AUGGCCGACGUGGAGAUGAAAGAUUCGAGCGCAGCCUCCUCAAAGGGCAAAGCUGUCGCAAAGACUGACGGUGCCGAUGCUAAGAAGAAGUUCGAGGUGAAGAAGUGGAACGCUGUUGCCCUUUGGGCUUGGGACAUUGUCGUGGACAACUGCGCUAUCUGUCGAAACCACAUCAUGGACUUGUGUAUCGAGUGUCAAGCAAACCAAGGAUCUUCAACGACAGAGGAGUGUACUGUUGCAUGGGGUAUUUGCAACCAUGCCUUCCACUUCCAUUGCAUCUCCAGAUGGUUGAAGACUCGCCAGGUGUGUCCGCUGGAUAACCGUGACUGGGAAUUCCAGAAGUACGGCCGGUAA
Messenger RNA from Penicillium pulvis, 354 nucleotides. RefSeq names its product SCF ubiquitin ligase complex subunit HRT1. The record is from RefSeq and is a predicted model, not a curated record. The coding region runs from base 1 to 354 and encodes 117 amino acids. Gene Ontology annotation, cellular component: cullin-RING ubiquitin ligase complex; nucleus. Gene Ontology annotation, molecular function: zinc ion binding; cullin family protein binding; ubiquitin protein ligase activity. The transcript is spliced from 4 exons. Gene Ontology annotation, biological process: ubiquitin-dependent protein catabolic process; protein ubiquitination. Lineage: Eukaryota; Fungi; Ascomycota; Eurotiomycetes; Eurotiales; Aspergillaceae.